Racocetra persica is the source of this 2911-nucleotide messenger RNA. The record is from the annotation of a GenBank genome assembly. NCBI's taxonomy places the organism in Eukaryota, Fungi, Glomeromycota, Glomeromycetes, Diversisporales, Gigasporaceae.
CAUUUGGAUUUCUCUCAAAAAACGUCGAAAAUGUCCAAGUCAAAGUAUAAUCUGAAAGAAGCGUUCGACGAUCUCAAUAAAGUUCUUAGCACAAAAUCAGUAGGAUCUGAGAAGAAAAAACGUGGAAGACCAUCAAAGAAAGGGAGCUCUAUUGCUUCUAGAGAAUUACAAAAGACACUUCAAAAGUUAUUAAAAAUAUUAGAAGAUGAGCUCUCGAGACCAAAUCUCUUUUAUGAUACCAAUACGGCUACUUAUCAGCAAGCUAUUGAUGGCUUGGGAUAUUUGCUUCAUGAAUAUAAAGAUAAUAAAGAUGUUGCAAAGAAAUCAAGAGACAUAUUGUGCCACAUCGCUUUAAUAGUUAUUAAUAGCGGUUUGCUUGAAAAUGGUCAAGAAGACGAUUGGGCGAAAAUUGUACUUGAAACCCUUUCUCUGAUUGAGAAAUUUAUUCAGCAAGAUAGUGCAGACCGAGAGACAUUAGGGAAACUUUGUCUCAAAAUUCUCUCACAAGCGUUGCUAAAAUCAACCUUCCCAGUCGAUAUCAGGAGAAUGGCAGCAAACGUUAUCAAUGCCCUUUUAACAGGAUGCAAAGAAAACAAAAAGCUGUUAAGCCAAGAACAGUUUUUUAAUAUUUCUGAUCUUGCUUCCUCUAUGAUAUCUGCGUUAGAUUAUGAACUUCAACUUCGCCAUCUCGAGAUACUUUUCAGGCUAUGUCCAAGAGUGCAAAAAGAUCGAGAAAUUUUUGCAAAUAAGGCAUUUAUGAAUCAAGCAGUUGUAACAAAAUUUCUUAGUAUUACAGCCAACGAAUUUUUCGAGGACUCGAGGUAUUUCUUGAACGACGUCAAUGCAAAAAAUGACGGGAUAUCAAAAACACCAAAAACGUUUAAAGUUUCUCGCAUGAAGUAUAAUCAAUGUGAAUUAUACAGCCCUGAAGGUCAACGUUACUUCUUUGUGGAUUUUAAUAAAUGGACAAUAUCUGUUACAAUAUCCACGACAGCAUCCGCGGAGGCUAAUACUGAGCCAGCGCAAAAUUUUCAGGAGGAUGAAUCUGCAGAUGUUGAUCUAUACCUUUCCGAACCGUUGAAGAUUGAUGGUCAGAAUCUUUCAGUUAAUGAACAUGUUCUUACUAUGACAUUCGACCCUGUUGAGGGCAGGAUAAAAGACUGUAUUGAGAAAAUAUUUACUAAUCAAAAAAUUAAACCAAGGACACAGCAACCAAAAGUUUCUGUUUCCAUAGGAAUUUUACAGCCACAUUCUUCUUCGUUCAAUACGGCCGCCGCUCUUGAUACUUUGUCGAAAUCUUUAGAAGCCUCUAAGACACCUACGUCUGAUCGAAUUGAUAGACAUAUUAACAUAUUAAAAGAUACUGAUUUUGAUGAAGUCACUCUAGUGAACGUUGAUGAAUCCCAAAAUAAUACAAGUACAUUCAAUAAUAUUCUUGCGAAAAGCCGCAGCCAAUUGCCAAAAAAUGUUACACCACCACCUUUAUCGUCUUCGUCAAAUGAAAAUUCACCAUGUAAUAACAUAAGUUCUAUGGAUCGCAAGUCAAUAACGCAAAUAUUAGAGAAUAAUUAUAAUGUCAAUCAUCGAUAUGCUUUUCCACCUCCAAAACAGCGAACAAAGCCAUUGAAUUUGUCUGCUUCAAAGCAAAAAAGCAAGAUUAGUAAUAAUGCUGAUCUUGUGGAAAAAGACAACGAAAUUAUUGUGAAUAAGACAAUAUUAAACAAUGAAUGUUCGAGUUCAAAUGCCAUAAGAAGUAAUGAGAAUGUUUCAACAACUGUUAAUGUAAAUAGUAUGCAACAGCGAACAGAUCAAUUUAAAUAUGACAAAGAUAGUCCAAAAAGAAGACAAGCAGAAACUCGAAAUGACACAAAGGUAUCAAAUGGUGCGGAUCUUGAAAACGCACGAUACCAAUCAAACGUUGCGAAAAAUAAUAACGGCUCUUCAGUAAAAAACGACAAACUGUUUGGCUUAUCACGUGCAAACGAAAAUCUCAACUCUUUAGCUAAAGCAAAUGCAACAAGAAAAAAUUUAUUUAAUAACGUUGCUUGCAAAAACAAAAAUGAUACCGGGGAAAACCGUGAAGUAAGUCACGGAGGGAGCAAACGAAAAACUCUGGAUUUAAAUGAUGACGGACCAGAAUAUCCGGAGCAAUAUCGAAGUGACGAUCAACUCAAAAGCAACUCUAAUUAUCGAGUUAUAACAAAAAAAGGAGGAAAGAAAUUAGUUGUGGUCGAUGAUGACGAAAGCCAGAUCAUGAGUGAAGAAGAAUUUUGGAAUCCAAAGCAAAAAAAUAACUAUGAUUCCUCAAGUGAUAUUGAAUGUAUAGAUGUGACCGAUGUACAACGUUCAAAGUCAAAAUAUCAAAAGAAAACCGGCGACAAGGGCGAAAAUAGGCAUGUUGCUUUUAUAAAACGGUUACAAGCAUUUACAAAUUAUUUGGGCGCAGAUGAAGAUAAAGAUGACGAAGAAAUUUCUAUGCAGGAUGAUUUAUGUAUUAUUAAUUCACGAGAUAGUUCACCCACUAUUAAUGAUAAUGACGAAGCAAUACAAGAACACGAUAAUGGGCAACAAAAAUUUGCAGAUGAACAAUUGGAUGAGGAAAUCAGAAGUUUAUUGCAACUCGUUGGAGAGGCAAUAUUUAAACAAUUUCAAAAACAAGACUCUACACUAUUUCAAGCUUCUGAAAAUGCUAUAAUUCAAAGCGAGACAAAUUUGAGUCAAAGCUUGGAGAAACAGUUUGAACGCAAACGUGAAUUACUAAACACAUAUAGGAACAAUUACACAUUAAUUGCAUCGGAAUCUCAACAGAUGAUGAACAAAUUGAAGGAAGGAAGAAAUGAUCUAGAAACUAUGGAACGGACCUUGAUUGAUAUGGAAACAAUGGAUUUAGACUUUGGAAUAAAUAUCGAAU